Cuscuta epithymum is the source of this 2809-nucleotide messenger RNA. The record is from the annotation of a GenBank genome assembly. NCBI's taxonomy places the organism in Eukaryota, Viridiplantae, Streptophyta, Magnoliopsida, Solanales, Convolvulaceae.
CCGCACCCGAACGUCCUUGAAAAUUCGAUUUAAAAAUUCAAAAGUGAUGUAUUGAAUUUCCAAUUUCAAAACAAUGGGAGAAACGAUUAAUAUUUUACGAAGUACAUGAUUGAAUAUUGUAUUGUUCAAACCCGCAUUCUUUUGUAAUUUUCAUCGUGUAAAUUAUUGGGAUGAGCCUACACAUAUUGGAGAUCAAUAAUGUGAUUUAGGAAGUUGACUUGUUCUAAAUAAAUUAGGAUGAGUACAAAAAGACAUCUUUGACAAAGAUAAAACAAUAGGACCCAUCUUCCCAAUUUUUUGGAAGUAUUGGUAGAUAUUUUGGACCCCAAAUUUAAUGGGAUCAAUUGGGAACCACUCCACAUGGUAUUAGUACCUGCAAAACAAAUAAAAAUGGGUUAGGAGACUUACCUUGGCCGGCCAUUAUGGAGAAGAGCUGCACAUGACUUGAUAAGAAUCAAAGUUUGGGGCCACCACUCUUAUUUUCGCACAAAUUGGUGUGCUGUUUGUCUCCUCUCAUUAUAGGAGCUAUCCUCAACCAAAUAACGUGUAUGAGGUGUCCUUGGAUAGCCUUUGAAGUCUAUUAUCUCAAUUGAGUGGUCUUUGUUCGAGGAGAGAAGGCUUAUCUUGCAAAAAUCGAGCUGGAACGAGCAAAGGUCUGUGAACUCGAGCUGUGAGAGUGCUGAGACUGUUUGGUCGAUAUCUCGAGUUUUACAAGUCCAAUUAAGGCGUGUGAGAUACCCACAGAAAGCUCUCAAGACGAGGAAUCCGUGAAGGUCUGGUUUGCAGGAAUCGGAGUUGUGGAAGGCUUCCAAAUCGUCCGAGCAAAACACAACCUCGCAGGAGAGGAUUUAAUCUUCUAAAGAAUCGAGUUAGCCGGAAAACACCCGUUCUAGGGGCUGUUUUCGUAUCAACGAUUAAGGGUUGAACUAGCACUUUGAGGAGGCUGUUUAACACUCAUAUUUGAGCAAGGAAUCAGUCCCAAAUCCACCUUGACCAAAGAUUUGACCAUUGGACCAAGAAGGGAAAGUUUAAAGCUCAAUUGAGGUUGAGGCUAGAGCUUGCAUCCUGUGCUCGUUGAUCGAGUGAUUCCUCGGAGAGAAGACUUGAAAUGGACCGUGGUGGCAGGAUUACUAGGAGAAACCCGACGGGUCGUGUACCAGUGGAGACUGGACAGGGCAGUCGAAGGACCUCUAGGGCAUCUAGAGGAGCUGGCCGUGGAGGCCGAUCACAGACCGUGAGUGACGGUCAUGUCGACACGGAAAGUGAAACCUACUGGUCCUAUGAGGACUCGACCUAUCGACCGGAAACUGAACCGGUUGAGACCCCUUAUGAAGGGGAUGAUGAUGAUGUAAGUGAUGAGGAGGAAAAUGGCUCCUUAGCACGGAUUGAAGCACUACUUCAACAGUACCACCGUGAGCGUGAGGAGAGGAGGGAACGCCGAAGGCGCCGGGCUGGGCAACCUUCGGGCGGGGCUUCAAGAGGGAGAAGCCAUGGCGACUCUAGGGCCCACAUUGAACCACAUGGGGGUCGGGGUGAUGGAGGUCCAAUCAUAAGGAUCUCCAAAUACAUCAAAGAGGCACGAGACUUGGGGUGCAAACCGUUCGAUGGGACGGGUGACAUCUCCGUUUCGGCACAAUGGAUUAAGCGGCUGAAUGAGGCAGCCCUGGACAUGCAACUCACCCCCGAAUAUAAACUAAGGGUUGCGGUGAGAUUGCUUGAGGGUAUGGCAUCCAAGUGGUGGGAUGGGACCAAAGGCAAAUAUGGCGAGACCGUCACUUGGGAGAAUUUCCGACAGGAAUUCUUUGCCCAAUAUUACUCGGAUUUUGAGGUGAACAAGAAAGUGAGGGAAUACACCCUUCUAACCCAAGGGGGUAACAUGACGGUGAGGGAACUUGAGUACAAGUUCAGGGAUCUUGCCGAUUACAUACCUGAGUAUGCUUGUGACGAGAACCGGAUGGUGAACCACUUCUGGGAUGCUCUAGACUUGGAGAUACGUGACAGGGCAACACAAUUGCCUAACAUGACGUUUGCCCAAGUGGUUGACCAAGGGUUGAAAGGAGAGAAGCAAUGGGAAGAAAGGAAGAAGAGAGACGCCGAGGAGGCGAAAAAGAGAAAGUGGGAGAGUCAUGGCUCCCAAGGUUCCAACAAAAAGGGGAACCACGGAGGAGGAUCUUUCCGGGCACCACCGCCACCAUAUAGGGGGAACCAAGGCCCGAGUGGGCAAGGCGCGAGGUCACAAACCUCAGUGGUAGCUCGUUGCAACAAUUGCAAGAAGAACCACUCCGGUAAAUGUCGCGACCCCCCUAGAUGUUUUCAAUGCGGGGAUGCCGGGCAUUUGAAGGCACAUUGCCCACAAUUGAGUGGGGCAAGGACAUCGGGGCCGAGUAGCGGUCCGACGGGUACACGGAAUCAAACCGGAGCUUCUCAAGCGAGCCGGGGACAUGGGGGAGCGAGUACGAGCAACGCGCCAUCCGUGAAUCAAGGAAGAACUCAAGCUAGAGUUUAUGCGAUGACGGAGGCGGAUGCUCGAGCUAACCCGGACUCGGUUGCAGGUUGAGGCUAGAGCUUGCAUCCUGUGCUCGUUGAUCGAGUGAUUCCUCGGAGAGAAGACUUGGUUCGUGCUUCCUCCAUUCUAUUUGAAACAUUAAUAAAUUUGCUCAUGGAUAUUUUAUUAUAGAGCCUGCGUGCUCAUGAAUAGCCCUGUGUGGCUCUUUCGUUUUAAACAAUGUUUUCCGCUGCUUUAUGAAUUACUUAUUAUGUUGUUUAUGGAUGACUUAUGUGUGAAUGAUAUUCAUGACGCCUUGUAUAA